GGGUCAUUACAAUACCACAGUGAAGGGAAGAAACAAACAUUGACUAAGUUGACGCAUGCUUUUCAGAUGACGAGGUCAAUCGCUUUUCGAGGCAUCGACAAGCUCUGCAGGAGGUUGAUAGCGUGCAAAGCGAAUAAUGCCCUCGUGGAAAAGGUCAUAGGGGAAGGUAUCCGGCAGCGAGUCGUCGAUGCGGAUUCCCUGCCGCUAAUUGCCCAACGGCUAUCCACAACGCAUGGGGAGUGGGUUUUAGCGCUUGAGGUGCUCGCAAGCGAGCGAUUGGAUAGGCAUGGAAUUAGGCGUGAUGAUAACAUAUGGAAAAUAAUCGAGUCUGGCGUACCGGAUGCAAUGGAGAGCAAGGCGGCAGCGGCAGCAUCACUUCGGAAGAUUUACGGGAGAAAAAUUGCAUCCCUUAAUUACCCUGAAAGGGGGAAAUAA
Messenger RNA from Phytomonas sp. EM1, 435 nucleotides. The record is from the annotation of a GenBank genome assembly. Lineage: Eukaryota; Euglenozoa; Kinetoplastea; Trypanosomatida; Trypanosomatidae.